This is a messenger RNA of Diachasma alloeum, 4392 nucleotides long. RefSeq names its product biorientation of chromosomes in cell division protein 1-like 1. The record is from RefSeq and is a predicted model, not a curated record. The transcript has 2 exons. NCBI's taxonomy places the organism in Eukaryota, Metazoa, Arthropoda, Insecta, Hymenoptera, Braconidae. The coding region runs from base 84 to 3839 and encodes 1251 amino acids.
UCAUCGUGUUGACAAUUGACCUGAACAAAUCAAUCGUUGAAUAGUAUUGUGAUAACGCUCAGUAGUAGUAAUUUUUCAAAACCAUGAAUCUUGGACUGGGAAGUACUCUACUGCCAGGCGAUCCUCGUCUAAUCGAUCACAUCGUCGGCGAGGUCAAGUCUCAGGGAAUUUUCGAUCAAUUCAGAAAGGAGUGCAUCGCUGACGUUGAUACGAAGCCAGCGUAUCAAAACCUGCGAACCCGCGUGGAGAGCUCAGUGAACUCGUUCCUCUACAAACAGCGUUGGCGAGCGGACCUGAACAAGAAUCAACUCCGCGAAACCCUCCGCAAACACAUCUCCGAUGGCCCCUACCUGGACACUGGAGUAGAGCGAAUCGUCGAUCAAGUGGUCAACCCCAAGAUCUACUCAGUGUUCAUGCCCCAAGUAGAGGACGUCGUGCACGAAUUCCUGGGACUGGAGAAGCCCAAACGUGAGAAAAAUGGUGCCUGUGGGUUUAAGGACCUACUACCCAAGGAUCUAGACCCAGUGUCACCUGAAUCAGACAAGAACAGUCUCAAGGACAUCUCCCUGGACUCAGUGGAUGCAAAUCUGACAGUACCUGGUGAGGAAGAGGGGCCGAGCAUGAAGAGAGAACCCGAGGAGUCUGAAGUCAAGAUUGAAGUGAAGACAGAGGACAUCUCUCACCUGGAGAAUGACUUCAGCAAUGGGCGAAUGGAGGAGGACGCUGAGAGGUCUCUGGGGGAGCCAAUGGACCUCGAGGGAAACACGCCACCCCCUCCUGGGUUGAACGACUCAGCACAAUCAGAGGAGAAAGAGGAGGAGGAAGAGGACAGCCCUGUCUUCGAGCCAAUUGACAUAAUGAACCUGAACGAGUCCAACAUCUCCAACGAUUCCCAUCUCUCCGGGAUCUCUGAACUCACGAGCCACAGGUCAAGAAGUCCUGACUUCUCAAACGACUUCUCUCGCGAUAACUUUGACUUCUCGAAUCAAGACUCACAAUUGAGUAAAGUCUCCUCAGACUCUCGAUUAUCCAUCGUCACUGAUUUUGGAUCCUCCAAUCAGCCAACGACUCCAGUCCCAGAUUUACCGAAGGACGAUAGCAGUAAAGACAAAUUCUCGAAGGAUAAUUUCAAGGAGAUUCGAGGGGAGGGGGAUGAUCCCAAGGAUAAUAAAGUGGAUGGUAAUAAGCACAAGGAGAAUUUGUUGGAGAUGAAGGAUGGGAGUGACACGAGAAGCUCGAAGACAAAUCUGUCCUCGAAGGAGUCGUCUCGUGACGGUAUGGAGAGUGUCAAGGAGAAGUCUGAGCAUAAGUCGAAGGAGAAGAUUCGUGAGUCUGGGAAGUCGAAGUCCUCGAAGGCGAGGUCGGAGUCUAGGGAGUCCAGGAGUCACAGGGAUCGAGAGAAAGAUAAAAAGAAGUUUUCUCAUAGUGAGAGCAAACCUGAGAGCUCUGACAAACCGAGAUCAAGAGAUAAAUCUGAAAACUCCAGGGAUUCUGCUGAGAAACUCAAGGAGACGAGGGAGAGUAAAGACGCGAAAGAGAGUAAAGACACUCCAACAAAGCUGAAGGAAGAAAAACCGAAAGAGUCCCCCAGUAAAGAAGGAAAAGACCUGAAGGAUAUUUACAAAGAAAAGAUUCGAGAACUGAGGGAAAAGAAGGAGUUGACAGAAAAAGAGAAGCUGAACAACGAGAAAAAAGAGAGUAAAGAGUCCUCCAAGGACGCCAAGCCCUCCAGGGACUCCAAAGAGAAACGAGAUUCCCCAAGAGAUAAAGAAAAACACAGGAGCUCUUCCUCUAGAACGCACAGCUCGAGCCGACACGAGAGCAGAUCCUCAAAGUCAUCAAGAGACGAUUCAAAAUCCUCCAAAAAUGAUAGAGACAAAACGAAACGUGACGAUAGCCAUCGUUCCAAGAAUGGGAAGAGCAAAGCAGAGUCAGAAUCGAAUGACAAAUCUGACAAAUCAGAGUCUAAAAAAUCCUCGAAGCCUGACAAAGAUGAGAAAUCAGAGGGCAGACAGGACUCGAAGUCCACCCAAAAGUCCACCAAGAGGGACUCUAAAUCAGACUCCAAGUCCUCUGAAAGAUCAGAGAAACGUGAGGACAAAGAGGGGAAAGAUAAACGACGAAAGGACGAGAAGAAAUCAAAAUCGAAGGACGAUCACUCGAGUCUGCGGAAGGGUUCCAACGAUCGCAGGUCAUCUGAUCGAGAUGGCUCCAGCGGCUCCAGUGGCAGAGGCUCCCAGAAGAGCUCCUCCAGCCCCAGUACCUCAUCCUCGAAGCCCUCAUCCUCCUCAUUAGGAAAAGACUCGAGUACCAAUAGCAACUCAAGCAGCGAAACGUCAGAUGGCAUCGACGAGACACAAACCGAGGAAUUCAAGCCUUCAGACCCUGAAGUACCUGAAAUAACAGAAUCAAAACCUGAAAUUGAAGAGAAAAAACCUGAGACUGACGAACCCGAAGGCACGAUAAUUCCCAAACGAGUUGAUCCAGGUCAGUCUGAGAUAAGUCUUCCACUGAAGAAACGCCCGCUCCAGAGUGAGGACCUUUCUUCCCAGCCUAACGAACGCCCAAUGAAGAAACCCAAGUUCGCCAGGAAUUUCGCAGAAGCUAAGAAACUGAUGAAGAUCAGAAAGAAAAUCGAGAAGGAUCACUUGAAGAGUCAGUCAUCAGUGGACAGCACAUCUCCAGUGUCUGAACUCUCGGAGGUAUCCGAAGCUGAGGGCGAAAUACAGCCUCCAGUGCCUGACGAGGAACGAGUGCAAAUAAUCGAAGUAAAAACUGACGACGAGGGCGAGCCAUACCCUGGGUCAAAUUGCGAUUUGAAGCUGGAUGAGAACUCCAAGGUAAUCCUGACAGGAGACGAAAUACUGAACACUGAGAUUGUUGCUGAGCUCAAGAUAAAAUCAAGACUAUCAGAAAUGGAAUUAUCGAUAAGACAAUCACUGACUGAGAUGAUCUCUGAUAAGACUCACGAGGACAAUGGAAAAAAUGUUGAGAAUGUUUCGACCCCUGAGGAGACACCAGGCCCUUCGCAGAGUGAACCAUCAGAGGCUGACAAUUCCGUUGAAAAAAUUGAAUUGAAAUCUGAUGUUAGAGUGGAAGAGGAAAUCGAAUCAAAGGAGGAGCAGGCAAAGCCUGAAAAUCCAGGGGAGACUGUCAGCAGAAGCUCAAUAAAGCCACCAAAAGGAGAACAAAAGGAAAAAGAAGAACAGGAGCAGAAGCCUCUGGACCCUCCAGAAAUGCUCCCAACUCCUGGAACUUCAUCUAAAAACCGAGAGCUCUCAGACGACGAAGAGGACUGUCGCUACUUCCUGGUGGACAACGAAAGACUGAACAGAUUCACUCAAUUCAUGAACUCCCUGGGUCUCAGGGAGGAUUCUCCCAGUCUUCCCAUCCUAGAAAAGCAGCCCCACCCCUCGGUGGAGACCCCAGGACCCAGGACGAUGGCUCCACCCCUGCCCAAACGAAAGUACUCAACGAGCCCCUUAUCAGACAUUCUCCUUAAUAACUCCAACAACAACAACGAUGGCCACAAACUGGAGGCAACGAUAUACCAAGGGGAAGGACAAACAGCCACGAAGAAGAAGAAAAUGGGAAGGCCGAGGAAGCAGAGGCCCAGUGUCAAUUCUCCAAGCCCCCAGAUGAUGAACGGCGAGAACUUUGUACUGCCCAUGAGUCCGGAGAGCGAUGCCUCAGCCACCAGCGACAAAACUCCAAGCUCACUGAAGGACGAACGCAAUCGCUCACGAGGCAGCAAUCAACGUUACACCAGUGAUGAUUUGUACAAGCCACGUCCACUCUUCGCCAGUUCCUCGAGGAGGAGCAGAAGGUCCAAUCCAUAGCUGCUAGUGCGUCAGGGGGUAUGGAGACCACCAAUUGUCGUCUAAUAUCGUAAUUAAUCAUGAUAAUAAUGACUUUAUAUUUUUUUACGAAGAAAAUCACCUUCGGUUUAUCGUUUUGCUAUUUGCGUAGGGAUGUUGUACAUAAAUAGAUAGAUGAAUAGUUGAAAAAUCGAGGACUGAGGAAAUUUAUAGGUAGGAAUAGUUAGUAUGGAAAAUUUCGAUACAGGGUGUCCCAAAAUUGAUCGGAUGUGUCGGGAGGGUAGCUCGGGGGAUUAUUUGGACAUGAAAACUAAUGAAGUUGUUGUCUCCUGCGCUUCGGGAAGGGAAAACUAAUAUGAGUUUUAAAAGUCGCGGGCUAUUGUAGGGAAAUUUUGCAUAUAUUAAAUACCGAUUAUAUAUAUCUAAAAACGAAUAAUUAGUGCAAAAAAAUUAAUUGUUUACUGUUCGUUUGUCCCAUAGACGCUUAAAAUGUUUAGAAUAGUCCGGGAUCCUAUUCUAAACAUUUUAAUUACAUUUUUUAUAGUGUUACAGGCUAGUUUUUUUCAAUUCGACU